This is a messenger RNA of Penicillium oxalicum, 4944 nucleotides long. Its product is annotated as mitotic regulator LTE1. Gene Ontology annotation, cellular component: plasma membrane. Lineage: Eukaryota; Fungi; Ascomycota; Eurotiomycetes; Eurotiales; Aspergillaceae. The transcript has 3 exons. The record is from RefSeq and is a predicted model, not a curated record. Bases 1 to 4944 code for a protein of 1647 amino acids. Gene Ontology annotation, molecular function: guanyl-nucleotide exchange factor activity. Gene Ontology annotation, biological process: positive regulation of GTPase activity; Ras protein signal transduction.
AUGGACGCUCUCCCCUCCUUCCUCGACUCGCCCUCCCACACCCGAACCAAGUCGGCAGAAUCGCAAAUCCGGAUAGAAGAAGUACCCAGCGCAGAUGGGGUCCGUUCUCGAGGCCUCGCCGCCAAAACGACCUCCCCCCUCCGCCGCGCCAACACCGUGGCACAGACCGGACAUGUUCUCAAGCGGAACCUGGAACUCAAGGCGACGCGGGACAAGACCGCGUUGGCCUCGGCACUCCGAGCCAAAGAUAGCCAUGAGGUCUUACGAAAUGCGUCGAUUCAACGGUCUCAGACACAGGCGCAUCGAUCUCCACGGGAGGGACGUGCUGCUGGGCGCAGGGCGGGUCACUUUACGGUUGGGAGCGUCGGUCAGAAUGGAAAGAUCUUUCUCAGACCGAUUGCAAACCCGCCGCGGAAGGCUCCUGCGGCAACUCCCUUGUCGUCCCUAGAUCCGGUGACGAGUCUUCGGCCACUGCCGCCACAGCACGCGCAAGGUUGUGACGACCCGUCUCGGUGGUCGAGCUCGCAGCUGUCUGAACUCCGUCCACGCGGCCACGGCCACGGCCACGAAAGCGAGUCGGUCUACUCACAGGAAGCUAGACCCGAAUCCGUCACCCUUCGUCGCCCGCGCGCAAACUCCUUUUCGACAAUCUCCGAACAGCAGUCGGUAUCCGGUGUGGGAAACCGUGGAGAGUUCCGCAUUGUCAUUGACCGGUCUGAGGAUCGUCCCCGGUCUGCCGGAGAGAAUCUCGGUAGCGCAGCGCUGGAAGUCCCCAUCCCCCAUUAUAGACUGGGUUCUCCACGUUUCAACACGGAAGGGAGUGCCAUCCUGCAGAGCUCACUGUACACUCGCACCUCCAUGUCCGACAAUUUUCGAAACUCCACACACCUGGGGGGCAUGCUGGAUGCCAUGUCCCCCCAUGGUCGGAGUGGGUACGCCAGGGAUUCCUUCUCCCAACAUCGACCCUCCUUUGCCGUCUCUCUGUUCUCGGGGACGGGGGCGAUCGAUCUCAGUCGAGCCUCCCCCGCUCCACGGAACUCGGUGGUCCACGAGUUUAAAGGACCGGUCGAUGCGGCGAUCUAUGAAGUUCUGGUGACGGAUAUGGACUCGGACGCGGUGGUGCGCUAUGUCCCUGGGACCAAGGAUAUCAGCGCGGCAACCCCGGCGCGUAUUGUCGCACAGAUCUCGUCGGAGUCUUUCAUGGAUUACGAGUUGGUGUCAGAUUUUUUUCUGACCUUCCGCUCCUAUCUCUCCCCCUGCCAUCUGCUGGCGCUGCUGCUCGCUCGUCUUGAGUGGGCCAUCAAUCGCCUGCAAGAGGAUGGGCGGAUCAUUCGAAUCAGAACCUUUGCCGCUCUCCGGCACUGGAUCCUCAACUACUUUGUCGACGAUUUCGUGGCAAACUAUAAUCUUCGCAAGAAUCUCUGCGACACCAUCAAUGCGCUUUAUGCCAAUGUGAAAUCUAGAAACACUGGUGGCAAAAGCGAUCUGAAGAUCCUCAUUGACCUGAAGCGUUGUUGGAAUGGCAAGUGCUCGGUCUAUUGGUCCGGCCCGGAACUCAGUCAAGCGUACAAUGAUCCAGAUACGCCUAUUGCACCGGGUAGCGUUGAGAUCGACUUGGCGGCUUCCGACGCAGCAUACACGACCGUUCCGCCUCAUGUGUCUGCUCCGUCUUCCGAGAACCGGUCCCGCGACAGUAUGCCCAACUCUGUGCAUCAUGAUAGAAACGAUUCGGCGGCGACCGCGCAGAGCAUACCCGUCUCCACGAAAAGCGAAAUGAGUGUCGUUGCACUUUCUUGCUCGCUACCGCCCAAAUCUCCCAGGCGCUUGUCCACCCCGUAUUCGAAAAACCAAGCUCCUCGCCCGGUACCUCUGAACACUACGGCUGCACCUGAAAAUGCGCCAGCAUCGCCGAAAAUAUCACGACUUCCCUUUCACGGCCAUGCCCACAAAAGGAGCGGGAGCUUUUCGGACUCGGUGCGCGACGAUCGAGUACCGGCGUUUAAUGCGGAGCCGGGUCCAGUGAACCAUGCGCCCAGAGAACUUUUGGAUCCUGUCAGCUUCAUUCGCGGAACCCUCUACCCUCCCGUGGAAUCCUACAUGACGAUGUUGGCGCCAGACUCGCCCCCCUUGGCCCCGCCUUCUCACGCAUCGAACCAGGAUCGGCGAAGUAUUCCCGACGGCGGGGCUCGUACCGGCUCCUCGAACUCGGGGGUGCGAACCAUCAUCGGGUCAAUCAAGCGAGUACUGCAUACGAGAAACGGGGGACAGAGCGUCUCUGCAAGGAUCACCAACGCCGCUGAUGCCAUCUCGCUUCCUUCUCGCGGGAGGAUAUCCGCCAUACCCAAUCACCUUGCACUGGGGUCUGAUUUCUAUCGCGAAAAAAAGAUGGCUGCUGGACUCAAGCGGCCAGCUCGAGUAGACACUCUUUGCGAUGAGUCCCUCGUGCAGUAUCGUCGGGCUCUGAGACUCAGCGGAAGUCAAGAUGCCAGGAGCGCGCGGCUGACCACAUCCGCGGCGCCGCACGACGCUGUGGUCGAGAGCGAUGCGGAAGUGCCGCCUCGAAAUCACCAUGUGAUGUCGGGAGGAGAAAGAUCGAAAAUCGAGAGCGAAAUUACCACCGGAAGUGGCUCGAUUGUGAUUGUCGACGACACCGGCUUUGAAUUUCCCUCCAUGUCAGGGGCCUUAGAAAACAGCGGCCUUCACAACGACGCUCACGUUCAGGACAGCACAAUGGUCCUCUCCAGCACUCCAACCAGGCUUUCCCAAGCCUCACUGCCAAAAGAUGGUGAAUACGUAGUACCGGUCUAUUACCACGGCAAAUCAACGGACGUCAAUGAGCAUCGCCCCAUCUCGCCGAGCCCCCUCAGCCAAAUAUCCCCGCGACGGUCAUUGUCCGUGGAACGACAGGCUACUCCCAAUAAACGCAUGUCCCUCUCCCUCCGCUUGCGAAAGUACGCAUCAUUUCAAAGUGGCAUCUCCAAGCAGCGAAUGUCCUUGAACAGCAUCACCAGCAAAUCUCACGCAGGCUCCACUGCAGCACUAGAACACCCAGAAAUGUCGACGGGUCCAUUGCUUCGCCGGAGGCCUGGGGGGAACCUGCGUCAGAUGCAGUUUGUCAACCAACCUGAGCGUAGUCCUGCCCGCGAGUCACGGGUAUCAGAAAGCUCGUACGGGGAUUCUUUUGCGGAGACGAGAGCAUCGACCACAGCCCCGGAUCCCUCUCCUUCUCGAUUCUCCCUGAUAUCCGUGGGUCCGAACGUCGACAUGCAACGGUCAUUCGAAGCAGCAAUGGCCCAGUUCGCCCAGAUUCCCGAUGACGAUGAUGGGGGCAUUGAAUCGACCUUGCUGAAGCUGGAGGGCAAGUGGAAAGGGCAUUCAGACGAGCAAAGGACCCCGACUCGGGACGAGAGUGCCGGAGCUGAGGGACGAAGCCCAUCAGGAUGGGACAUUAUCCCAAGGCGACGGCAGACUGAACGAUCUGCUUAUUCGACUGUCGGGGGCAGACUCGCCCCUCCUCGCCCCUACUCAGAGUCUGUGGCAGAGUCUGAAGAGUCUUAUAAUUCUAUGCCCCUCCUCGAGCGAGGUCUCACGGACGAUUCGAUGAGACGGCCCAUGACACAUCGCUUCCAUCCUAGCAAUGACGCUUAUAAUAUCCCGCUCAGUCUGAUUUCCAGCCGAGAUACAUCUGAACUAGUCUCCUCCCAUCCCUCCUCGAUCCAGAUCAUCCAAAAGUCGGACAGCAUUCAACGCAUUCCGCACGGAUCGACCUACCCGGAGCUAUCUCCCGAUGUGGCCAGUGACAAUCGACAUUCUGUCUUGUCCUCCGACCAGUCUCUGGAUCUCAUUGAUACUCACGAGUCCACCUGCAGCCGAUUGUCGACGGAUACACGCAGCGUUGCUUUUUCGACCGUCGAAAUCCCACCUCAUCCACUUGCGCAUCCACCCUCACCCCCAAUGACCGUUCAGCAUCCCAAUUCGUUCGGCUCUUCGGUCUCGCCGCUGGACAAAGUGCGAUUUCAACCGCAGCCGUUGACACCCGACACGUCCCCCCGACACCGUGAGCCCAUUGAAACUCACCACCAGACACGAAACGCUCCCCCAAUGUCGGUCAAUGUCCUUUCGAACAUGGAAAAGAACCGCCCUCCCCAGCUUACUCUCAACGAGGGGGCCGUUGAACACAUCCCGUUCAUCCUUGCCUGUGAGUCUCAGAUGCUUGCUCAGCAAUUGACUCUGGUGGAAAUGGCGGCUCUGAGUGAGGUUGAUUGGCGUGACCUGGUUGAAAUGAAGUGGAGCAGCGCCUCUCCGGCCAUCAACAGCUGGGUGGAGUUCCUCUCUACCGACCAGCGUAACGGGAUCGACAUGGUUGUUGGACGUUUCAACCUGAUGGUGAAGUGGGUCAUUUCCGAAAUUGUCCUUACACUCGAUAUCCACGAGCGAGCACGCACUAUUGUCAAGUUCAUCCAUACCGCUGCGCAUGCCCGACGCAUGUGCAACUACGUCUCCAUGUUGCAGAUCGCCAUCGCCCUGUCUUCCUCGGAUUCCUCUCGACUUCAGAGCACGUGGAGUCUGGUUCCGCAGGAAGAUAAGCGCUUACUUAAAGAUAUGGAAAGCUUGAUUCAGCCUGUGCGCAACUUCCACGAUCUUCGUGUCGAAAUGGAGACCGCCAAUCUGCAAGAGGGCUGUAUUCCUUUCAUUGGUCUCUACAUCCACGACUUGACCUAUAAUGCUCAGAAGCCCGCCCAGGUUCGCAGUCACUCCGGAUGUCUGCUCGUCAACUUUGAGCGUUAUCGUACGGCCGCCCGCAUUGUCAAAAGCCUCCUUCGCCUUAUCGACGCAAGCACUAAGUACCGAUUCGAACCGACUCAUGGCAUCAUUGAACGAUGCCUGUGGAUUGCAUCUCUGUCCGAGGAAGAAAUUACCCGCCGCAGCAAGGCUCUUGAAUAA